CUGCCGGCUGCCGCUGCUGCGCCCGGCUGGAAGUUUGGCUGGCAGCUCCGGCUCCCCAGGCAGCCGCCGAGAGCCCCGCUCGGAGCCGGAGGCAGGGGUGGAAGCGCCGAGCCAUCCGCAAGCCGCUUUGGCGCUCUCCUUUCUCCUCAGCCCGACGGACACGCCGCCGCCGUUGCUGUCUCCAACCGCAGCAUGCUGAAAGUCACCAUGCCCUCCUCCUCCUCGUCUUCGUCGUCUGCUGCCUCGGGUAGGGCUCCGGGUGCUGCUCCUGCUGGCUCCACUGCCCCCGACUACUGGAUCGACGGCUCUAACCGAGACACCUUGGCCGAGUACUACGAGCUGGAGUCAGAGCUGGGAGGGGGUGCUACAUCUAUUGUGUACAGAUGCAGGCAGAAGGGAACACAGAAGCCCUAUGCUGUCAAAAUCCUGAAGAAAACAGUAGACAAGAAGAUUGUUCGAACGGAGAUAGGAGUUUUACUUCGACUUUCACAUCCAAAUAUUAUAAAACUGAAGGAGAUAUUUGAAACCACCACAGAAAUCAGCCUUGUCUUGGAGUUGGUCACGGGAGGAGAACUGUUUGACAGGAUUGUGGAAAAGGGAUAUUAUAGUGAGCGAGAUGCUGCUGAUGCUGUGAAACAAAUCCUGGAGGCAGUUGCAGUAAGUAUUGAUUAG
This is a messenger RNA of Gekko japonicus, 672 nucleotides long. RefSeq names its product calcium/calmodulin-dependent protein kinase IV (gene CAMK4). The transcript is spliced from 5 exons. Gene Ontology annotation, biological process: protein phosphorylation. The coding region runs from base 193 to 672 and encodes 159 amino acids. Gene Ontology annotation, molecular function: calmodulin binding; calcium/calmodulin-dependent protein kinase activity; ATP binding. NCBI's taxonomy places the organism in Eukaryota, Metazoa, Chordata, Lepidosauria, Squamata, Gekkonidae. The record is from RefSeq and is a predicted model, not a curated record.